Yamadazyma tenuis ATCC 10573 is the source of this 648-nucleotide messenger RNA. The record is from RefSeq and is a predicted model, not a curated record. NCBI's taxonomy places the organism in Eukaryota, Fungi, Ascomycota, Pichiomycetes, Serinales, Debaryomycetaceae.
GCAGACAGAGUAGCAAGUUUUUGUAAACUGAUAUUUGGUUGUAAAUUAGUAGUGCAUUUAAUGUUUAAAGUACAAAAUUUAUGAGAUAAUGGUACAAUGAGUAUGAUACACAGCUGCGAUGGUCUAACGAUGAACAAGCCAACUAGGAGUAUAACAUCCUAGCUUAUCACCCGCAAGUCGAUUUGGUCCUGCAUCUUAAUGAAGUCUAAUUUAAUGGUGUCAAUCAACUCAAACUUGUUACCCACAUUGACAAGAAGAUGAUUGAAGAAAACCUGUUCUCUCACAAGCGUUUUCAACACCUCUAUGCUGUUGAUUUCAUUUUUGUUGACGUUGAUACUCAAACUGCUGGUCCCGUUGACCAAGUUCACCUUGAGGUUCUUAUAGAGCAAGUUGACCGACCCGUCAAGAAUUCGAUUGUUGAUGUCAUUGUCACUGAUACGGGUGCUGUUCAAGUCGCUGACUAUGUAGUACCGGUCGUUGUAUUUGAAGUUGAUCCAGUCAUUGAACUGGGUGAAUCCCAACUUACUCACCUUGUUGAUGUAGUUAUUCAACUCAUUACACCGCCUAAGGAUAUUGUCCAAUGCGUUUGUAUUGACAUCAUUGAGCUCGAUGGGGGCUGGUAGCUUGGGGGCAUUACCAUGUUGCAAG